CUUCAACAAGCUACACCAGCUAGCUGUAGCUGUGAAAGCGACCAAGAUAUCCAGCUUGGAUUAAACAUACACCCGCUGGAUGAGACGGCAUUCGUCCCGAAAACACAAGAAGCUGCCUACAUGGGUCGCUUGCAAUCAGGGAAUCGCGGCGAAAUGGACAGCUAGCGGGCAGACCAAAAGCUCCAGGAGCCGGGGGCAGGAGCGCCGCCGUCGAGCAUCAAACUCGGCUUCUCGCCGGUCUCAAACUAGUAUUUCUACCGUCGCCUUUUAAAAUCCCCCGAAGCUUGGUUUGUGUGUUAGUUUGAAGAUUUAAAAAUCACAAAGGCGCAGCUCUCUUGUAUAAAAAUAUGUAGGUCAUUGUAACCGAGUUAAAUGGGUCAUCACUGGGUUAACCUAUUACUUACGAACAGCUGGUUUAGCACGAUAGCUCCGCUUACUGCCUCACUGUUAGGGGCUUUUAUUUACUCGGAAUUUCCAAACAGGAAAGUAAUAACGUGAAUGCAUACGCUUCUACGAGUUGCAUUUACUCUGCAGCUUGUGUGGCAAGACGUAAAAAAACAAAAAAAUCGACUUUGAAGGUAUAUUUUCCCCCCCCACAUUUGUGUCCAUCGUCCGCUAGCUGCAAAGCUAAGUUAACUACUAAACCAGGUGAGUGCAGCCUGCUACAAAAACAAAGAUCAUUUUAAGAGUCUGUGACUGUGUUUUUUUGAGUUAUUUUGUUCAUGUUUUGUGAAAGUAAACCAGCUUCGAUCAGUGUCAAGGCAGCUUUGAUGUUUAUUGGUUUAAAUCAGUUAUAGCUGCAUGUCCUCCUUCUUUGCGCAUACAGGGAGCUGGGAGAUAAUGCUGACUGGAAAGCGGUGUUUCCUCCGCACCUAGCCGGGAAGCAGCUCUCUUUUCUCACACACACUCACACACACACUGUGUUUCGGGGUUUUUUUGUUUUUUUUUUUGGUUGAGAGGAGGCAUGGCAUUUCGUGGAGACUUGUUUCCGGGCUCUGAGCUGGGCCACAAGUACUUCUGUGUCAACACUUCCUGCGGAGCUCCAUCCACGGGCCUCAGCGCUACACCGUGCCUGACUGGACCCACUGCCCCGGCGGGGACCCCUCGCCACCCCACAGCCCUCGGAGGUAGCGCCGGCGGCGGAGCAGCGGUGCCUCAGCCCUACAGCAACCCGGCCAGCGAGGUGCCCAGUCCCCCAGAGAUGGAGCCGGACCGCCCGAUCGGUUAUGGCGCAUUUGGCGUUGUCUGGUCUGUUACAGAUCCACGCGACGGUCGCAAGGUGGCUUUGAAAAAGAUGCCCAAUGUCUUCCAGAACCUGGUCUCCUGUAAGAGGGUUUUCAGAGAGCUGCGGAUGCUGUGCUUCUUCAAACAUGACAAUGUUUUGUCAGCACUGGACAUUUUGCAGCCUCCGCAAAUCGACUGCUUUGAGGAAAUCUACGUGAUAACAGAACUGAUGCAGAGCGACCUGCACAAAGUGAUCGUGUCUCCUCAGCCUCUUACCACCGACCACAUCAAGGUCUUCCUCUAUCAGAUCCUUCGAGGUUUGAAGUACUUGCACUCCGCUGGGAUCCUGCACAGGGACAUCAAACCUGGAAACCUACUGGUCAACAGCAACUGCUUACUGAAGAUUUGUGACUUCGGCUUGGCGAGGGUGGAGGAGCCCGACCCGUCGCGUCACAUGACCCAGGAGGUGGUGACGCAGUACUACAGAGCUCCGGAGGUGCUGAUGGGAUGCCGACACUACGGCUCGGCCAUCGAUGUUUGGUCGGUGGGAUGCAUCUUUGCCGAACUGCUGGGACGCCGCAUCCUCUUCCAGGCUCAAAGCCCGAUCCAACAGCUGGAUCUGAUCACAGACCUGCUGGGAACUCCGCCUCUCUCUGCCCUGUCGUCCGCCUGUGAAGGAGCUAGAGCCCACAUCCUGAGGGGGCCGCACAAACCGCCGUCACUGUCCGUGCUCUACAUGCUGUCUGAUGGAGCCACACACGAGGCUGUUCACCUGCUCUGUCGGAUGCUGGUCUUUGAUCCGGCUAAGCGGAUUUCCGGCAGUGACGCCCUCUCUCACCCAUACCUGGACGAGGGCCGUCUCCGCUAUCACACCUGCAUGUGUCAGUGCUGCUACUCUGUCCCCAGUGGCCGAGUUUACACCCGGGACUUUGAGCCAGUCGCCGAGCGCCCGUUCAGCCACAGCUACGAAAACAGUCUGCUGUCAGUGUGGCAGGGAAAAGAGUUAAUCCAUCGCUUCAUUACGGAGCACCAGCAGGGGAAACGAGUUCCGCUGUGCAUCAACCCUCAGAGUGCUGCCUUCAAGACCUUCAUCAGGUCGACCGCAUGGCACUCCUCCAAGGUCUCUAGGAAAGAGGAGAGAUGAACUGUCCUCUUCGCCCUCUUGGGGAGCGACAGCAGUUUGAUUUUCGUGUUCCGGGACAUCGGAAAUUACAGAAGCGUUUGGGUCUUUAUCUUUUUUUUUUUUCUUUUGUGUUCACAUGGUGGGGAAACAAACCCACCCCACCAUGACAGAGGAAAACAAAACUCAUCUGAGCUCCUCCUAAAAAAAAAAAAAAUCUUCUCAGUUCCCCCCCCCCCUUCUGCAAAUCUAAAAGAAUCUGAAAACUACUGCUCAACUUCUUGGACGACCCAGACAGCAGAUGCCUGAGGCUUUUUUUUCGGUGCUCAAUUUAAAAGAAAUGCUGCUGAAGUGCUUGAGGAGGAAUAAGAGAAGGAAAUAAGUGAACUUGGUACUAGACUGGAUUUCCCAUCUAUGUUAGUAGAGACAUUAAGAAAUAAUGAUUUUAAUUGUUUGGUAGAGUUGUUGCUUAGUUGAUAUUUGAAUUCAUUCCAGCCCUGUGCAAUAUGGUUUAAUUAGAAGAAGAAAAAAAAACCACACACACACUUGGCAUCCUCGCUUGCCAAUCAGACUUUUUUGGGUUCUUGCUGUACCACCAGCUUACCGGAUCGGUGUGUCACGAGCUCUCCCACGGAAACCCGCCAAACAACACCACAACAUUAACCGCCAAAAACCUCCAAGGUUUUCUCUCUUUUUGUUUCUCUGUGAAUCCGGACUGCAUAUGAACACAUCACUCACUGUGUUUUUUUGGGGUUUUUUUUUGCGACAAUAAUGCAAUCUAACAGAUGUAGCAGGUUUCAACAACAGUCCCAGUUCCUCACUGUUUCUCCCAAGAACAGUCAGCUUUGAUGUCGUUUUCUUAUCGCAGCUUGGAGGAGAAUGUUUAGUCUUAGUAUCAGUGUUGUUUGAACACCUUUAAAGGGGAAUCCCUGUAUUAUGAAACAUAGCCACCGUUUUUAAUACAUAUUCUGGGGUCUAAAUGAUUGAUGGGUACAAACACUUCCAGUCUGCGGUGGUGCGAGGCGGCAACAUAAUUCUCAGAGUUUCUGAUUAGUACAUCCACUUUUAAGUGCUUGUUUUUUGUGACUGAACGGGUCAGAUAGUUAUCCUAGAAGUUUUUGGUUUGAUGAGUCAUUUAGACGGAAACAUCUUUAAAGCUUAGGCCCCGAGGAUGAGAGAGUUAAAUCAGGAUUUUUUAAUCACAAACUGAUUCUUAAAAUCCUCACAAGCAGACAAAAGACGCCAAACUAACAAUUAUUGAGCUUUUUUUAUAUCUGGCCUGUCGAGGUGGAUAACAGUCUUUGUUACUUAUGUGAGGUGCUUUUUCUUUUCCCUGCCGGAGGAGAGAAAGAGGAAACUGCGACCCUUUUUUUUUUUUUCUAUUCUUAUUUAUUGAGUGUUUGUUGAAGAGUGUGUGUCUCCACCGUUUUUUAGUUUGAAGCGAUCCGUCUCUGCGGUCUUGGUUACCUCAAACCCUGGAAAGAGGAAACAGAAAAGAAGAAGAAGAAGUAACGUGUGAAUAUGUGUAAAGUGAAAACCCUCCUGUCACAACUUAAAUGUCAUUCCUCCAACUGCUCGUUUUUUACUUCUGCGCUCGCUCCUCGUCUCUCGCCCCGCCGCUCAGAAUCAGUGUGAGGUUUUGAGAGGAGAGAGAUAUUGUCGCUGAAAUGCUGCUGCUUUUUUUUUUUUUUUCUCUUUUGAUUUGUAGUUGUUAUUAAUAUCGUUUUGUAGUUUGAGGCUCCGGUGACCUGUUUGUAAACAAAACAAAGAAAAAGGUACAAAGCCUCAUGAGGGGAUGCACCAGUGUCGAUCGUGUGUUUGCAUGAUCAGGGCUGAUGAUGAAUAAUGGGAUUAUAUCUGAAGAGUGAGGACACGCAGACGGAUCAUGUCGUGCAUCAUUUUUUUAUGUCAAAUGUGCAGCGAGACCAAAGGCAACGAAAUGAAGUUUCCUCCCUGAAAUCAAAGAAAAUCACACUGAUGGCUAACAUGAAUCUCUGUCGUCUCAUCAGAACAUCCUCCGGGUUGAUUGUUCCUGCAGUCAUGUUUAAGACCAGGUGAAAACUGCUGAUUGAUUAUCUGUCAAACUCGGCUGCUAAGAAAUAAUUUUUUUCCACGAUUGGAAAUGUCACAUGCUCCCAGAAGCUGAGGUGACGUCUUCAUCUGUCGUGCGUGAGGAUGUGAUUUUUUUUUUUUAGUUUACUCCACACUUUCAGCUUUUUCUCCUGAAGAGGUGACCAAUGUGAAUCAUGAAGAUCCAUGAAGAAAAAAUAUUUGUGUUAACUACAUUUCCCUGAAAACUAAAUGAAGGCCACUUAUUCAUUUCAUGGAUUCUUCUGCCUCGCGGGAAUAAUCAGAUUCUUGACAAAGCUUCAUGUUUAAACCGUCAGUAUGAUCCUUUGGUGUCUGGAGGAGCUGAGAUGUUUGGGCCCCUGUUUUGUCAUCUCCGAUCACACUUAGAUUUUAAAGCCUUCCUUUGUGUUGAAAUCUCACAGAACACUUGUUUGUUUCUGUGGCUGCUCACUUCCUGGAUUGUGUAUAAUAAGUUUUUUUUUCUCCUUGUACAUGCCCUGAACCUCCAGCAGGUGGUGCCCUGAUCCUCUGUUUCCCUGAUUAUUUUUUGUUGUUGUUGGUUUUCUUUUUUUUUUUAAACCCCUGAAACCUCAGCUCCUCUUCUACAGGAACACAUAGCAAGCCUCCCGUCGAGGCUGCCAGAUUUACCUACCUUGUAUAUCUGCAUGUGUAUAGUUAUUAUCCCACGGAGAGCAUUUUGGUUUGAAUGCUGUGCAAUGGUUCGGUUUGUCGGCGACGACAAAAGCGUACAUUUUGUGGUAAUUUUUAUUUAAUUCAUCUUUAGGAAGUGAUUUUUAUUAGAAGUUUUGUUUUUGUUGUGCUCUAAUUAGAUUUUAAUGAAGCCAAGAGUCGGAAUACAGCUUGACUAAUUGUUCCCUAAAAUACAAGAACAGUGAGCGAACCUCUCAGACCACACUGAUUCUUUUGUUUAAAGUGUCACCGUUUCGUUGUGAUCACAUGACUACAAAACGGCGACCUUAAAGAAAAGCAUUAGUGUUAAUGUUUUUGUGUAUUUAGUCCUCAAAUUGUUACGUUUGAUCAGAAUAAGUUCACAUAAAACAAACUUUCCCCUACUUACCAUUUUACUUUUAACACCCUGCAGCUCCAUUUUGGUGAGAAACCCUGAUGAUCUUUAGGUAUUUGUCCUGUUUGGAUGCCUUUACAAUCACUAAAGAUGUCAACAAUGCUGCCGUUACACCAUAAACACACUCAUUUUGAUCCAUCUGUCACAGCAGAAAACUGAACUCGUUGCAAAAGCUUCACUAACACAAGUAUACUUAAAAUAAAUGGUCAUGAUUAAUUCUACCUUCAACCUUUCAUGGAAUUAAUCUGCAAAUAUUAGAGGAAAGGUUCAAACAAAGUUUGUGGAGUAAUUUUGAGAAACAAUCGUCAGCUUUAGGGAACAAUUACUUGAAACGUUUUCCCUUUUUUGGACUUUUUAUUUGCUUUCUUUUUUUUUUUGUUCUGUUGUUGUGUUUGUAGAGAUCCUUCCAGGUGAGAAACGGAUUUUAAACUAGAUGACCGGUUUAGUGUGUUCAGAGUUCACCUGGCGAGUCUCACGUUCAGCUUGUCUGUUCGGUGUUUUCAACGCUGGAUUAGAACUGACGCAGAGCGGGUUGGACAAAGCGGUCAUCUGUAGAGAUUAGACUUGUUUUUCUUCUAUGAAAAGAAACUUGAUGUUUUUAUUAUUCUAAAUAUGAAACUGAUGUUUUGUCCUUGUUUUAGCAUAAAGGUUUUUUGUUUUGUUUUUUUUGACCUGUGUUCCCAACAAAUACUUGAAUUUCUUAAAAAAAAAAAAAAAAAAGUUUAGAGUUAAAGUAGUGAAUGAUGAAAUAAAUAAAUGGACACUGGAUAAUAUACCUUUA
Labrus bergylta (ballan wrasse) is the source of this 6279-nucleotide messenger RNA. The record is from RefSeq and is a predicted model, not a curated record. Lineage: Eukaryota; Metazoa; Chordata; Actinopteri; Labriformes; Labridae.